AUGAGUGAUGCCUGUAUCAAUUCCAAAUGGUUGCAGGUCGGUAUCGUGGGACGUACGGGAGCGGGUAAAUCAUCACUCAUAUCGGCUUUGUUUCGCCUGGCACCCAUUGACGGCCACGUGUACAUCGACGAUGUCGACACCGGCGAAAUUGCGCUCAAGGAGCUUAGAUCCAAGAUCGCCAUCAUUCCUCAGGAGCCGGUGUUAUUUUCUGCCAGCUUGCGAUACAACAUGGAUCCAUUUGACAAGUACACUGAUGCCGACAUAUGGCAGGCGUUAGAACAGGUGGAGUUGAAACAGAGCGUGACGUCACUGUCGGUGGCGGUGGCGGCGGGCGGCGCCAACUUCAGCGCGGGCCAGCGCCAGCUGCUGUGCCUGGCGCGCGCCGCGCUCGCGCGCAACCGCCUGCUUGUGCUCGACGAGGCCACCGCCAACGUCGACCCCAAUACUGAUGCCUUAAUCCAGAAAUCACUACGCAAAUACUUCGCCGAGUGCACAGUGAUAACUGUAGCUCAUCGACUGCACACUGUCGCCGACUCCGAUCGAGUCAUCGUCAUGGAAGCCGGUCAGAUUGUGGAAUCAGGUCAUCCACACGAGUUAUUACAGAAAAGUGACGGCUACUUCACCCGCAUGGUGAAGCAAUUGAGCCCCGCCUCGGGGCAGAGUCUCCGGGAGCUAGCCAACAACGCCUACGCGCAACACAUCACACGCCGACGAACAAGGCCAAUCUUAAUAUUUAAAUUAAAUAAUUUUGAAUAUUAG
This is a messenger RNA of Parnassius mnemosyne (clouded apollo), 759 nucleotides long. NCBI's taxonomy places the organism in Eukaryota, Metazoa, Arthropoda, Insecta, Lepidoptera, Papilionidae. The record is from the annotation of a GenBank genome assembly.